CUUUGGAUCUAUAAUUUCCCAGAAUAGAAGAUUAAAAUAGAGGGGGAGGAGAGCACUGCUCCAAGCCAAAAAGAAACUAGGAAAACAUUUCUUAUGGAGCUGAGCUGCAGCAUUCGAUUGCGUGGAUCAAAGAACUGCUGGCAUCCCCUCCUCGCCCUUGUUGACACUUGUUCCCAUAGGCAUGUGCCUGUGUUUUCUAUUGAUUGAAACUUCUGCCAAAAUUCAAGAAGGAAGACCUGAGAAUUCCCCUGCGAGUCAAGGGAUUACGGGCUGUGAUCCACGGAGACGGAGAGGAUGUGGGGAACUGAGCCUCUCCACCAACAUGGCCAUGGAACAUCACCAUCCCCUCCUCAUUCCCUGGGGACUGGGACGGGGUAAGGAAAACCCUCAGUGCUGUUGAUGCCAGUUCCCAGGCUGGGCAGUUGGAAUCCCAACCACAAGCAUUGCCAGUCCCACCCUGGUGCAUCCCCCAGGAGGAACAGGUUUGUAGAGGAGUCAGGAAGGGCGCACAGAAGCUUUUCCACUUGUUCAUCUGACCCCAGAGAGCCAACGGGGCAACUCCACCUUGGGCAUCAGCGACCUUUUUGCCCUUUUUUUUUCCUGGAAACUGAUAAAAAAAUUCUUCAGAAGCCACAUCGGACACAGGGGGGUGGGGAAAUGAUCCGGGACACAGGAUGGGGUCAAAGCUUUCCUGGGGAUUUGGGGUCAGGCAGCUCUGGCCAGAGAGAGCAGCAUCCAUGGGAUCUGCUGGGCUCUGGGCAAACUGUGCCACACAGAGCUGAGGAGUUUGAGCAGUGCGGGUGCAAACCGGGACUGUGAAAGGAAGAAAAGUUCACAUCGGAGCAUCUUCCAUCUCUGUGGGAAAGAGAGGUUGAUGGGAAGCCCCCAGCAUGAAAACCCUCAUGUUUAGGUGAGAGUGAGCCCUUCUGCCUGCCCCCACGCUCCUGGUAUCUCACAGCAGUGCCUCAGCUGCUGGAACAGCCCAGGCUGACUGCCCCUUUUUGUUCCCAUCACCCUGGCACAGCCACUGUGAGGCACAAGGAGACGAGUUUGGUACCACACUCACUCCGUAUGCAUCCUCAGCAGAGCACCAGGCUUGUCACCAUUCAGGGACACAACCGUGGGACAAUCCAUCUGUCUGUCCUCACUGCUCACCCAAACCCCACUUCCAGCAGUAACAUCGCCCCCAGCACCAAGUCCCAGCACAUAACCUGCGCUCCACAGCUCAGCUCUCCUGCAGAUUAUCUCCUCGCACCCCCAAGGCUGGGAGAAAGGCUGGCACGGAGCUGGGGAAGAAGCCCGGAGCCUGUCCACGCUCAAACUGAUCGCAGCCGAGCCCAGCAGCUGCAGGGUUAAGGCCGGCGGCUGGCGCUGGACGGCCGUCAAGGUGGUUGCUCCAUCCCUGCGCGGGGCCGGGAGCGCGCACGGAGCCGCCCGCCACCAUGAGCGCAGACAGAGCAGGCAGGGUCCCCCUCCUGCUCCCCCUGGUCCUGCUGUUGGCUGCUGCAUCCCAACCCCAGGACGGGGACGUCCCCAAGGAGCCCCCAGCCACAGAGCCCCUGCGCUGCCCCAACCCCUGUGCCUGCAGCUUGGAUGACUACAGCGAGGAGCUCAACGUCUUCUGCAGCGGCCGCAACCUGACGCAGCUCCCUGAGGACAUCCCCACCAACGCCAAAGCCCUCUGGCUGGAUGGCAACAACUUCACCCAGCUGCCAGCCGCAGCCUUCAGGAACCUCUCAGGGUUGGACUUCCUGGACCUGCAGAGCAGCCAGCUGGCUGCAGUGGAGCAGCACGCCUUCCAUGGCCUGCGCAGCCUCUACCACCUCCACCUGGAGCGCAACCGCCUCAAGUACCUGGCACCCCACACCUUCCUGCACACCCAGAACCUCGUGUCCCUCAGCCUCAACAACAACUUCUUCAGCAAGGUGGAAGAAGGGCUGUUUGCGGGGCUCUCCAAUCUGUGGUACCUGAACCUGGGCUGGAACUCGCUGGUGGUCCUGCCUGACAAGGUUUUCCAUGACUUGCCCAACCUGAGGGAGCUGAUCCUGGCUGGGAACAAGCUCCCCUACCUCCAGCACCAGCUCUUCUGUAGCCUUACAGAGCUGAAGGAGCUGGACCUCAGUGGGAAUGCGCUCAAGGGCAUCAAGAUCAACAUCUUCGUCAAGUUGCAGAAGCUGCAAAAGCUCUACUUGAACAACAACCAGAUCAAUGCCAUCGCACCCCGUGCGUUCAUGGGCAUGAAGUCCCUCCGAUGGCUGGAUCUCUCCCACAACCGCCUCACCUCACUGUAUGAGGACACGUUUCUGGGUCUCCUGAGCCUGCACGUCCUACGCUUGUCCACCAACUCCAUCACCAACCUGAGGCCCAGGACUUUCAAAGACCUCCAGUUCCUGGAGGAGCUGCAGCUGGGACACAACAGGAUCUGGAGCUUGGCAGAAAGGACUUUCGAUGGGUUGGGUCAACUGGAGGUCCUCAGCCUCAACAACAACCAGCUGCAGGACAUCAAGGCUGGGGCCUUCCUCGGGCUGUACAACGUGGCGGUGAUGCACUUGUCCGCCAACUGCAUCAAGACUCUGCCCGAAUACGUGUUUGAGGGAGUCACCAAGCUGCACAGCCUCCACCUGGAGCACAGCUGCCUGAGCAGGAUCAGGGCCAACACGUUCUCCAGCCUCACCAGCCUGCGGCGGCUCUUCCUGCAGCACAACGCCAUCUCCAUCAUCGAAGACCAAAGCUUCAGAGAGCUGCACGAGCUGCUGGAGCUCGACCUGAAGCACAACAGGCUGAGCCACCUCUCACCCCAGCUCUUUGUGGGUUUGAGCAACCUGGAGUACCUCUUCCUCUCCUUCAACCAAAUCCUGGACAUCUCUCAGGACACCUUCAGCCCGCUCCGCAGGCUCUUCUGGCUCGACCUCUCCCAUAACCAGCUGGCGACGCUGGACAACGCCAUCAUCACGCAGCUUGCCAACCUGCGCUACCUCAGUCUGAGGAACAACUCCCUAGAGACCUUCUCGGUGGGAUUCUUGUGCCCUUCCUUCACACUGGAGCAGCUCUGGCUUGGGGGGAACAACUGGCACUGCAACUGCUCGCUGAAGGGGCUGCGGGAUUUCGCCCUGCGGCACCCCAGCGUGGUCCCACGCUUUGUCCAGUCCGUCGCCGAGGGGGAUGACUCCCACGUCCCUAUUUACACCUACAACAACCUCACCUGCUUCCAGCCCCCCAGCCUCGUGGGCCUGGACCUCCGCGACACCAGUGAGGACAACUUUGCUCACUGCUGACACAUGACUGCCACCUCCCUGUCCCCAUCACUGUGGUCUGUCUAGCCUCGGCCACCUUUCCCCGUCUGGCACCGCGGGGGACAGCUUUAUCCUCUUGGAUGGGGACCUGGGGAAGGCAAGGGGGGACAGGAAGCAUUGGCAGUAUUUAACCACCAGCACGGGGACAGAAUGAAGCAUCUUCCUGCCACGAAGCAGGAUGCUGGCUGGUUUCGCCCUGUGCCCACCCGUGGGCAGCCCCCAGCCUCUUCCAGGGCCCCAAACCUCACCCAGGGCCCCACCAUCCCCAUCCACCAGCAAGACCUCAAAAAAGCAAUUACUAGAGCCCAGUGCGUGGCACCUGGGGUCACCUCCACCCCAGCAGGUUUAAAUGGAAAAAAAACAACCAGAAAACCCGAAUUUGCUGUUGAGCCCUGCUGUAGGGGCUGGGGGAGGGGACAGAUACACGCUUUAAUUGCUCCUUGCCACAGCCAAUACAGGUUACAGAAAGCCACCCGUGUCACUUACCUGAUAAUUCACAGCAGACAAAUAAACCUUUGGAGCUAUUGCAACCCAUCUUGU
Lagopus muta (rock ptarmigan) is the source of this 3833-nucleotide messenger RNA. RefSeq names its product insulin like growth factor binding protein acid labile subunit (gene IGFALS). Gene Ontology annotation, molecular function: protein binding. The record is from RefSeq and is a predicted model, not a curated record. The coding region runs from base 1443 to 3275 and encodes 610 amino acids. The transcript is spliced from 2 exons. Gene Ontology annotation, cellular component: plasma membrane. Lineage: Eukaryota; Metazoa; Chordata; Aves; Galliformes; Phasianidae.